UUUCACCACACCACCCAAUUUGCUAUCUCUUACGGGUAAGAAUUUCUGUUAACCACAUCCAAAGUGCUACCCCCGUCUGUUUUUAUUGCAGUCCCCCCAUCCCUGGACAGGCUCCAUUCCUGGAUAGGCUCGUAAAAGGUUCAGUCUUUGAAGCUACGGUACACAGGGUUACCGUAGCUUCAUCAAAUUCAGCAAAAGAGCUUCGACGGAAUAACAACACACGCGAUGGGGUAAAAAAACAUAUGCCAAACGAUGGGCCUCUUUACUUUACGGAAAAUCGGGCUAGUUGUUAUAGGAAUAUCUGCAGUAGUAGGUUCAGGGCUGAGCUCUAGAUUUCUUGACACAUUAUGCUCAUCCAGCGCAUACAAGAGUUAUUUUGCGACGCUUAUUAAAAUGGGUCGAAAAUACCAGGGCCACUCACAAGUCACAGAUAUGGACAAGACAAUGUUCAAAGGAAUCAAGGAAACAGCCGAGCAGGUUGGAGGUGAUGUUCUUGAAAUAGGAAGUGGAACAGGCAAUGCUUUGAGAAUGUUAUCUUUGCCAAAGGGCAGUGAAUUCAUCGCGUUAGACCCAAACCCUCACAUGGAAAAACACUUCAGAGAAGAGUUGGACCGCUUUCCUGAUGUGAAGCUGAAGGCAUAUUUAGUACAAGGAGGGGAGGACUUGAGCGGGAUAGCCAGUGAUUCACUUGCGGUGGUGUUUGUUUGUGAUGUGUUGUGUUCUGUACCCGAGGAUAGCUUGGAUCAAUUGUUGGGAGAAGUAAAAAGAGUUCUAAAACCGGGAGGACGUUUCUAUUUUAUUGAGCACAUAGCUGAUGAAUCUGGGACCUGGCGACGAUCAUGGCAAAGAUUACUGUCAAGUCAACUUGGGGUGUGGCCUCGUCUCUUUGGCAACUGUCAUUGUGAUCGAGACACCGAUAAGGCAAUACAAAUGGCUGGCUUUAGAGAACUUGAAAUGGAAAAGGCCUACUUGUCAAAUGAGGAAAAAAGUUUGUUUGUGAGAAAAUUUAUGUAUUUUAUUGCAUAUUUUGUCAGUGGCAAUGCCAAAAAAUAGCAUUUCAACUUAGUGAAUUAUUUUAAUUAAAAUAUAAAAUUAAAUAAGCACUAUAGAUUUCCCUAACUUUUGUAAAACUAAAAUUGUACUUCUUAACUAUUGCUAUGAAACAUACCUGAACAAUUGCAAAGUGAUAACCCUAUUUUAAAAGUGGCCACCUACCGAACAGUGUUAAAGCCGCAUUGUCAUCAGUUUACUUCCGGUCGAUUACGUAAGAAUCUCCUAUGAUUUUUAACGGAAAACACGAAAAAUAUUUCAAAAUAUAGAAAGCAGUGUGUCUAUUGGAAGUUUCUUCAAGGAUGUGACUGCUAAUUUAGAGCGGAUGGCCUGUUAAAUAUUUCGGAUUCUAAUAGAUUCUUUUGUCUUUUAACGGUUGAGGUUUCCGUCGGACCUCCGGAAGUAAACUGGUGACAAUGCGGCUUUAAGUGCUCGAUAAAGGUUGGCUGUUAAUGAGGGUUCAAAAAUUUUGUCUCUCUUAACAUUAGCCUGUUUCCUUUUACUAUUAUUCUUGUCACCAAAGGUUAUUUAUCCAAUAAUGAUAUUUUCUGACCACUAACAGUGAAUAAUACAUUUGGGAGUGGAAAAUGGUAGCCACCUAAGUGGUGGUCGCUUUAUUGAGGCUGACUGCUUAAUAGGUGGUCUAUUUAUUGAGGCUGACCGCUUAAUAGGUGGUCACUUUAUUGAGGCUGACUGCUUAAUAGGUGGUCGCUUUAUUGAGGCUGACCGCUUUAUAGGUGGUCGCUUUAUUGAGGGUGACUGCUUAAUAGGUGGUCGCUUAAGGAGUGGUCACUUAGUAGAGGUACCAUUGUAAAUUAUUUGGGUAAAUAAAUGAAUGCACUUUA
Messenger RNA from Nematostella vectensis (starlet sea anemone), 1895 nucleotides. RefSeq names its product putative methyltransferase-like protein 7A. Gene Ontology annotation, molecular function: S-adenosylmethionine-dependent methyltransferase activity. Lineage: Eukaryota; Metazoa; Cnidaria; Anthozoa; Actiniaria; Edwardsiidae. The coding region runs from base 253 to 1053 and encodes 266 amino acids. The record is from RefSeq and is a predicted model, not a curated record. The transcript has 3 exons.